UCCACCGCCUUCCGUUUGGCUCGAUGGCCGCCGACAGGAGACUUAGAGGAGGAGGAAGUGCCGGUUUGACAGCUCCCUCUUUCCCUCUCGUAUAAUGAAUGAAACGAGGUUUGAGCCGCCGGCCAUGCACUGAACGAGCGGCGCCACAAUUCCCGCAUAGUCCCCGAACAUGUCAUUUUUUAGGCGAAAAGGUAAAGCCAAAGGGGAAAAAGAAAAACUCCCAGAGUCACAAAUCAACAAAGUCCCAGCCACCAGUCCUGUUGCAACCCCAUCACCAAGCAGGAGCAAUGCACUUCUGGAAGCUGCAGGACCAAGCUAUGUGGCAAUCAAUGCCAUCUCUGCCAACAUGGACUCUUUUGCACGUGGCAGAACAGCAGUUCUCAAUCAACAACCAAUUCAUAUGGAAGCUGCCCAUUUUGGAGACUUAGGUCAUUCUUGCUUGAAUUAUAAAGCUGAAGAGACUAACUCCAGACUCUCAAAGACUCUUGAACAAGUCCUGCAGGACAGCACUGCUCUCCCGUAUAUCAUCCAGUUCAUGGAGAUGCAAGGAGUUGAACAUUUGGUUAAAUUCUGGUUGGAAGCAGAAAGUUUCCGUUCCACAAGCUGGUCUCGCAUCAGAGCCCACAGCCUGAACACAGUAAAGCAUAGCUCUUUAGCAGAACCUGCAUCCCCUGCAAAUAGACGGUGCGAUGUUGAUGUACCGGCAUCACUUGACUCCUCUGUGUCUCCUGAGCUGGAGGCAAAGGGUAAUCCAGUUUCUAGUGGUGAUAAACUUAAUGUUUCAGACUCCACAAGCCUGGGCUGCAUUGGACAAAACAAAAACUCUCCAAAUCACUCAUUAAAUCAGGGUGACAGUGAUUUGAAUCCAUUGCAUGUUGGAGCAUCAAGAGCAAUGACCAUUCAAACAGGGCUGGCAAGUCAAGAAUCCCAAAAACCUGCAUCGAAAGGACAUGCUCUUCAAACAGGAUUGAAAAGCCUAUCAGACAAAUUGAUGAAAAGUAUAGAGCGUGAUGCAGUUAAUAUAUUUACUAAAUACAUUUCACCAGAUGCUUCUAGACCAAUUCCAAUUAUAGAAGCAAUGAGAAAUGAUAUAGUCGCUAAGAUAUGUGGAGAAGAUGGACAAGCAGAUCCCAACUGUUUUGUCUCUGCACAAGCUGUAGUAUAUGUUAUGAUGGAAAACGAGCACUUUACAGAAUUUUUACGGAGUCAUCAUUUUUGUAAAUACCAAAUUGAAGUGUUGACUAGUGGUGUUGUUUACCUGGCUGAUAUUCUUUUCAAUGAGUCAGCACUCUUCUAUUUCUCAGAGUACAUGGAGAAAGAAGAAGCUGUAAAUAUACUGCAGUUUUGGUUGGCUGCAGACAACUUCCAAGCUCAACUGGCUGCUAAAAGUGGGCAAUAUGAUGGUCAAGAAGCACAGAAUGAUGCCAUGAUCUUAUAUGAUAAGUACUUUUCUUUGCAAGCUACACACCCAUUAGGAUUUGAUGAUACAGUCCGCUUAGAAAUAGAAUCAAAUAUCUGCAGAGAAGGAGGACCACUCCCUGACUGUUUCACCACUCCAUUAAGGCAAGCGUGGACAACAAUGGAAAAAGUUUACUUACCUGGUUUCUUGACUAGUAACUUGUAUUACAAGUACUUGAAUGAUCUCAUCCAUUCAGUACGGAAUGAUGAAUUUACUGGAGCCUACACUCCCUUUCUUGGCCAAGGACCAAAUAGCCCUCAUGAACACGAGCCCAGCACAGGCUUAUCUGAUGGUUGUGCAGCACAGCACGGCACCAGAAAGGCCACAGUAAAAAUCCUGAAAAACUUUGAUGAAGCAAUAGUCGUUGAUGCUGCAAGUCUAGAACCAGAAUCUUUGUAUCACAGGACUUUUGCAGGGAAAAUGACAUUUGGGAAGAUAAAUGAACUUGGCCAGUUUAUAAGAGAGUCUGAACCGGAGCCUGAUGUAAAAAAGUCAAAAGGUUCCAUGUUUUCACAGGCCAUGAAAAAAUGGGUACAAGGGAGCACAGAUGAGGCACAGGAAGAGAUGGCAUGGCGGAUUGCCAAGAUGAUAGUCAAUGACGUUGUACAACAAGCACAAAGUGAGCCACCUGUCGCAAAGUCCACAAAGUGGACCAGAAUGUAAAGAAAACAUUUGUAUGUCUCAGCUAUGACUAAAAGAAGAAUUGGUUCCUGUACUCCCCUCAUCAAACAGCUUCACUUCACGUCCAGCUGAAGCCAUCUCCUUUCUGUUAACACAGUCAUGAAAUGACACCGUACACAGUCUGAUACUACUCCGUUGUUUGUAUGAAGAAAACUAUGCAUUCCAGGAUCGCCAGCCUCUAGUUCCCCACACGUUUCAACAACUUUAAUACCAGUCAGGGUACUACGAAGGGUUUUCUUAUGAAGUUGCUGCAAUGAGUUGCAAAUCAAAGGAUUACAAAGCGCUAUUUUCUUUUCUGGGUUCUGGGUGUAUAGUUUUGAGACAAUUUGAAGUGACUAUUAUAAUAGAGCUUUGCUGUGUUCUAAAUGGCACUCCAUUGGUUUGUUGCAGUCUGUUUUAUUGUCAAGCCCUUAGAUACCUUCAGGAUUUUCGUUCAAAAAAUCGGCAGAGUAGAAAAAGCAAACUCCGAUUUUUGUAUUGUAAAGAUUUUUGAAAUCCUCUCAUGUUUCUAGCUGAUAUCUGAUAAAUGGAGAUAUUUACUCAGAUGCUACCUAAUUGUAUUGAGAUUGAGUAUUAUCACAGAAACAGGCAAACAAAGGCUGUGUGUAGGUUUUUGGUACUAUGUACCAUUUCUAUGUUUUUGGAUGCAUAAGUAUUCAUGUACUUAAUCUAAAAUCAUACCUAUUUAAUUGUGUUUGAUUUAAAAUACAUAUAUUGUUGAGAACGGCUUGAAGUGUAUUUUCUGAUUUUUGAGUACAUGGGAGGGAAGAAAUCCUAACCAUUGUGGUCGCUACACUUUCACUUGAAUUGUUGAUCGGUUGGUGAACCUCUUGUGUAGCAUUCUCUCUGACUUGUAAUAGUUUCUAGGAGUACAGUGAAAUACCAGAUCAUCUUAUUUGUAUCAAUAAUUAUAAUAAGCCCAUUGGCCAUUGCUAAUGUUUUUCAUUUCUUUUAUACCUUUUCAAUUGUACUUGAUUACUUUAAACAAGUCCACCUCCAUGUCAUGCUCACUCCGUUUACACAUUUAGUCAGUCUCUUUGGUCCUCCCAUAGUCUUAAAUUAAAUGAUAUUGUUGUAAUCUGCCUUUGUCAUCUUGAAUAAGUUACAGUAUAGGUCAGUAGCAGCAAAAUUCCAAUGGAUUAAUCAGUUCAUAAACUCAAUAUCUCGUCAGAUCUUGAACUGAGCUUCAAACCCCAUGUUUCAUUGUUCUAGACUUAUUUUGACGACAGCACCAUCCAGCUUUGCACUCGUUUCGCUUUUCUGUUGAAAUUAUCAUUUGUGCAAUUACUGUCAGAUUUGACCCCUCAAUAUUUUCCUGCCAAACCUACUCGAGCUUGCACUUCCCUAGCUAAAGGAAGAAAAUCAAGAUUACCUCUCCAGUGCAAAUAUCAACAAAUAUCAGUGCCAGCACCUACAGUCUAUUGUCAAACUCCUCCAUCUUUCUAAAACUUUCCCUUGGUUUUAAAACUCCAGAAGUGCUGCUUUUACAAUUCCUUCAGUUAAUUUUACAGGGCGAUAGAAAUAGGAGCAGGAGCAGGAGUAGGCUUGCCAUUCAAUAAAAUCAUGGCUGAUUUGAUUUUGGCCUUAACUUUCUUGCCUGACCCACCCACCCACUCUUGACUCCCUUGACAAUCUAAAAUCUGGCUGACUCAACCUUGACUUGCAAGCUAUGAACCAACCUCCACUGCUUGUUGAGAAAGAAAAUCACUCAUUAGCCCUCUGUGGUACCUUUAGCAGUGUAAACAACACACGCACUAUAUAGGUCAUUGUAUUUCAUCACUGUGGAAAGAUCUUGAAGUCUUUCCCAUUAACCAUAGCACCUGUUCUCGAUAGAAUCACUGACAAAUGCAUAAGUUUUACAGCCUUUUUAGUUCUGCUCAUGUAAAUUGGGUUUAACUUUGUAGAAGAUUGAUUAACAAUUAAUCAAUACCAAUUACAUUCCAUUAAGGCAAGUGUGGCCUUGAAAAAGGAUCUUAGAUACUUUUUGUAAUCUGUUUAAUUUAUAUAUAUGAAUCAGGUCUAACUGAAAUUUUUAAAAACUGACUACCAAUCAAAUAUUGAAUAAAAUAUUCAACCACUUUAAACCAAAAAUUUAAUGAGGCUGCAGCAUUUUUGCUUUGCUGUUUCCUUUCUCCCAUGCUGGAAGGGGGAGUGAAAUGCAGAGGAAAUUACUCAUCUAAACUUAGAAAUCAAAAUCUCAUUGACUCCCAACAUUGUAAAUCUUGGACUCUUGGUGCUUUUCGUAAGAACCUAAUAAACAAUUAUGCAUACGAAGCAGGAGUAAUACUACAGAGUGAAGCAACUGUGGAAAAAGUCAGCAUAUGAAAGCAAAGACAGAGACGUACAGAUCUAGAGAGUGGGAGGAUCAGAAAGUUACAGAAGAGGCACACAACGCUUUUGUCUCCAGUGUUGUGGGAAUUCAGUAUUUGUUCUUGUUCCUUCACAAACCAUUCUUUCUAGCUACAUUAAUGACCUUUUGUUCACCCCCCCAGCCAAUGAACAGUUUCCAGUUGUUGCUAAAGUCCUAUUGGAAACACGUUCUGAAUGAUCUUAUACUAGUUUCGCUAUUAAAUGAGCACUACUCUACUCUUCUGUGUUGUAUACAUUCCAAUAAUGCUUUG
Molecule: messenger RNA, 4761 nt
Organism: Stegostoma tigrinum
Lineage: Eukaryota; Metazoa; Chordata; Chondrichthyes; Orectolobiformes; Stegostomatidae
Gene: akap10
Product: A kinase (PRKA) anchor protein 10
Exons: 16
Coding region: 170-2122 (650 amino acids)
Biological process (GO): intracellular protein localization
Cellular component (GO): plasma membrane
Molecular function (GO): protein kinase A binding
Source: RefSeq, a predicted model, not a curated record